This is a messenger RNA of Daldinia decipiens, 3722 nucleotides long. RefSeq lists its product as uncharacterized. The coding region runs from base 395 to 3358 and encodes 987 amino acids. The transcript has 3 exons. The record is from RefSeq and is a predicted model, not a curated record. Gene Ontology annotation, molecular function: ubiquitin conjugating enzyme activity. NCBI's taxonomy places the organism in Eukaryota, Fungi, Ascomycota, Sordariomycetes, Xylariales, Hypoxylaceae.
AGGGUAGAAAGAAGUCGACGGGUACCGUUUACAUUAACUCACGCAUUUUCACGUACCAGCAAGCGAGCAAGCAAGCAUCUUCUUGUUUGUUAGGUACUAACACGCGUUAUCUUACUCGGACAGCUUAAUUGUGUGUUCUGCCUCUCCUCGGCCACAAUAUUUAACACGGUCGGUGUCUGUGCCUGGCUUGUGCCUGGCCUGUGCCUUGAGAUACCGCAAAAAGGCCGUCACAUCAAACCGAACAAACCUCCCCGUUUACCAGCAACCAAACCAUAUCCUUCCUUAGGUAUUAAUAUUACCUACGUGACCAGCUGGUAACGCAGAUGCGGAUACUUGCAUUCUCCAACUGAAUGAAUCCCGUUACGGCUUAACGUUCACACUGAACAUAUUCGUAAUGGCUCCUAACUUAAAAGAUAUCAAGGAUAUCUCUGCCCGGAUCAGCUGUUUCGGGCGAAACCCCAAAGGCCAAGGUUCGACUGACAACGGAGAGCCGUCUCAGGUCCCCAAUUCAACUAUGGCGAAACCAUCGUCAAAUACAAUCCAACCCAAAUCGCAUGGGCCACGCAACCAACCGCUUCCAAUGUUUCCUAAAAAAGAUGACAACAACUUGCCGCUGUCGUCUCAGAUUCCAUUUGUCCCUGAAACCGUACCGGCAGCCUCCAGCAAGCCUUUCACACAGUUCCUGAAUCCAUAUGUUGUUGCACAUCCACCCGCAAGUGGAAUUUCAUAUCAGGCAAUGUCGCCAGGCAACCCCUCGGCGGGCAAGAAGUCAACAAAUAAACCAACCUUUGGAAGUCCCUUCGCUCAAAUCAACCCAUCCAGCAGCAUACACCUCCACAAGGGUCAUAGCUCUACGGCAUCGCACGACCAUUCUGGAUCAUCUCAAGGACCGGGCACGUCGGCUAAAUAUCAGGCGUCUAUCUCAUGGUUUCCACAAUACCCAGAGAUCCAUCCGCAUCUGCACACACAGCCUGCUCCCACCUUAGCCUCCCACGAUCCCAUCGAUCCGCCAUGGGGUCAUCCAUCAUAUUUCGCAGAGCCUUUACCUAUGCACCAUCUGCAGCCUCUUCCUCUAGGUAUCCAUCCAGCAGAGCCCCUAGCUGGCCACCCACAGCCUCUCCAUUUAGGAGCCGGGUCCAAACAAACUCCAACGUUGAACAACCAACCUGACUUAGCCUUUGGCCAGCAAAUGUGGAAUAGCUAUUAUCUCAGUCAAUUUGACACUACGCCGGAGUACUUUUCAGUUAACGAUUUUGAGAUGUUCUCUCCUUUUCUGCAACCAGGUCAGGCACCUCAAAGCGACAAGAUGGAAAUAGACGGCAUAAGCCUUGAGGACAGCACCGAGGACAGCAACGAGGAUGGCACCGAGUCAGCGGACCUAGAGCAAGCUCCCGAAAAUACAGCCAUGAUCGAAAAAACUCUGGCUGACUUGAAGCCCUUAGGAUUGUUCGUCCUAGGGCUCCUUAAUCAUGUCUGCGCCGGAUGUCAUAAAAAGAAAGCCAUGGGGCCUGAAGAUGUUGUGAAUAUGACGGCAACAUGGACUAGUGGUAAUGGGAAAGUUAGCCUUGGUCUGAAAUGUCAAGAAAAGUAUUGCCAAGUAGUCACAUGUCUCGGUUGUAGGAAAGCAAUUCCUUUCACUAUGAAAAACGGGUCAGACGUUACCCUCAACGUUGCCGGAUCAAAUGCCACCGUGCAGUGGUGCUGCGAUGAUGGCAGACUAGCAGCAAUCUGGGCUCUGGCUUGCGGUUGGAAAGUCACAAAGUCGAAGUCUCGAACUGGUUAUAUGCUCACAAAGGUUCGAGGAAAGGUCAAGAUCAAGGAAGCUUCAGUGCUCGACAAGCUACGAGGACCUCACCCGCCGGCCCCUGGUAAAGGAGUCGGUUACGGCGACGGAAGUGUUCCUCAUGCUUACUUCUUUGGUCAGUAUACACAUCACCCUAAGCGUCCGAUGCCAAAACAGUCCACAGACACUAAAGAGGACCUUGUGCACGAAAUUCAUUUCCGGCUCUUAGCUCUCCUGCUCCCAUCCUGCAAGAGAGCAGCAUCGUUCGACACUUCACCGCCUAGCCUUUUAUCACACAUAGUCUCGCGCAGCCCCUUACUAGAAAGCUCUGCAACAAUGCUCAGCAACAGCUCUAUUGCCGAAAUAUCAUCUAGAAGUCAACUUCACGAUUCAGUAUUGGACUUCUUCGAUGCUUUAGGAAGCCAUCCAGCAACUGCAGACUUAGUAUACACUGACCGCAACAUAUAUUACGAAAAUGGGGGCUAUCUUCUGGAGGCCUCGCUUAGCCCCGAGAAGAGCAAGGGUAGAAUUGUCCCGAGGGACACGGGGAAGUCUCUGAUGGAAUUGCUAGGGAGCAUGGCGGCCCAAUUGGAGACUCUCCUCCGGUAUGUCCAGGGAAACCCUGCAGAGUUCCAGAACUCAGAAGGACAGAAGUUACUAAAGCUUAGCCAACGUGCAAGCAAGGUAUCUACUCGACAUAUCGCAAACAUGCAACAACUCCAAACAACCAUGGAUAUUACUGAAGACAAGUCGGAUAUCAACUUUUCCGAAUGGCACCGCGAAAACUGUGUCAGAGAAGUCCCCGACGACGCCGUCUUGCGUAAUUUUGCCUAUGCGCGGGAGGCAAACAGAGAACCUCCUUUAUUGUCAGGAGCACGUGGGCGUAUGAAGAGAUUGAUCACAGAGAUUACUACACUUCUAAGCUCACUACCAGAAGGCAUCUUCAUAUGCCACGGAUCUUCCCGGCUUGAUAUCAUGAAAGUCUUGAUCAUAGGUCCUCGGGAUACGCCCUACGAGCACGGCCUGUUCGAGUUUGACUUGUACCUCCCGAUAGACUAUCCUAAAUCUCCACCAAGGAUGCUUUUCAAGACCCCGAACAGCAGCAGAACGCGCUUCAACCCAAAUUUAUACCAAGAUGGCAAAAUAUGCCUUUCCUUACUCGGUACGUGGCCUGGGGAGCCUUGGAGAGGAGAUCAAUCUACUCUGCUCCAGGUGCUCGUCAGCAUACAGGCCAUGAUUUUCUGCGGAGAGCCGUGGUACAACGAGCCAGGUCGGGAGGGCUGCAAAGACAAGACGCAGUCGGACAGCUACAAUAGCCAUGUUCGAAGCAUGACAAUGCAGUAUGCUCUGCUACCCUGGAUCAAGGCAGUCAAUGCGAAGGAUGCAACCCAAGACGCAGCCUCCGGACCCAGUACGAUGUCACUGUGGAAGGAGACAGCCCGGCUAUACCUACGCGCAAACGCGAAGGACAUGUUAAAUGGAAUUAAGGGUGUAUCGAAGUUGAAUAUCUUUAAUCUACCAGAUGCAUCGAAAGCCCUCAAGACCGCACUCAAGGCUGGCGGUUAUUUGGAUUAAAAAAUCCAAGGAUAUCACCACGGGGAGGCGAGCGAUUAUAGGGUGAAGGAAGGGUCUCGGGGAAUGGUUUAAUAAGGUAAAACCAGGCAGGCUUUUGGUGUUGACCCAACAGCCACAUAUACAGGCACGAAGGCCUGGCCCUGCUAGCAGGUAGAGCACUGAGAUUUCAGGCUCCUUCAGGAGUCAACCAGUUGAGUGACACUGGAAGCUAAGUCAACGCGAUGAGGAUGCAGAAACCGAUGGGUACCUAGGCAUGGCAAGUUUUGCUUACCUGCUUUUCAUUCAGACACAGAUCAGCACAGAUCAGCACAGAUCAAGUACAGAUCAAGUACAUGUGAUAAUUAUACCUUCUAGCUGCGUAGCU